This is a messenger RNA of Mycosarcoma maydis (corn smut), 1866 nucleotides long. RefSeq lists its product as uncharacterized. The transcript has a single exon. The record is from RefSeq and is a predicted model, not a curated record. The coding region runs from base 1 to 1866 and encodes 621 amino acids. Lineage: Eukaryota; Fungi; Basidiomycota; Ustilaginomycetes; Ustilaginales.
AUGACAUUGGUUAUCGAUACGAGUCGUCAAACUUCUCGCUUUUCUCGUACUGCCGUGGAUCGCAACGACGGGCAAACGCCAAGUACUUCCAGCGCCACCCCUACCACUUCCUGGUCAACGAGCACCUGCAAUACUACCCCUUCAACUGGUCUGACGACCGUCUUCAAUCAAGACCGCUUCCUUUGUACGCACCCAUCAGCUGCUUCAGGUGCAAGCUCGAGCACAAGCCCGCAUUGCCUCAUUUCCACGAUCGACGAGUACCUUGCCGACCUGCGCUUCGACUUUCCCACUGCCAAAGCCUCAGCGAGACCUUUGCGACAUCGCGCUUCUCUGACACUCGAAGUAGACGCAACAAGACGCUUUUCAGUGGAACACGCACUUGCUUCGUCUCCAGAUGCUAUGUGGGGCUCCCAUAUGGCCACUCCGCCACCUUUAGCCUGUGGCAAGACUCGGACGCCGGAUUUGCCGGUUCUCGAACACGUCGAUCACUCUGAAAGCGUAAUUGCGUCUCCAGACUUCUAUCGCUGUUUCAAAAGUCAUGGUCGAGGCAUGGUCAUAGAGGAUGCUGCAGCAUUUCCGUACAGCCCAUGUCGCGAGAGUGUGUUCGUAGAUACAAGGCGUGCCAGUAGCAGCAGUGGUUUUGCGAGGUCUGACCAAGAUGCCUGCAGACGUCGCACUAGUAUGCUAGAGGUCAGCGUCGAUCGAGAAUCGGUAGAGAAGGAUGUGGAGCGUAAUGACGGUCGCGAACCAUUGACAAGUUCACCGACAAAAGCAAGUCUACCAAGCAUUCGAUUUCAAGCAGCAGCCGAGACGGGGUACGUAGUUUCCUACGAUAGUGGCGCCGUGGACGGAUCGGCAUCAACGUCUUUGUCGGAAAGCGCUGGAUCGUCUGUCACGUACUUCGGACAUGAAGAGAAGCGCGUCACUGCUGACGACACGACGAUGUUUCAUCGCUCCGAAGUCUCGAGUGCAUCGACCGACAUCAUAGCCUCAGAGACAGCUUCCGCAUCGCCACCUACCAGCACAGCGUCGAUCCAAGCACAGGGUCCAUCACCUCGACCGGCGAGUCUCGAAUCGGUAACCUCACCCGCAUCACUACCCAUCCACAAACCAUCACGUUGCCACCAGCCGCCGCUCCUAGUACCGCCGAUUCGAGCCGAGCGACCCGGCCUAUCACGUUCGGCUUCGGCAGGAAAUCUGUCGCCAACGUCACGGAAUCCGGUCUCUACAAAGUUUGCAGCUGCUCCGAUAUCACCACGCGCGACGAGGCCCCAUCUGAUUCCGGUGAAAAGGGAUCCGAAAACCGGCGCUUUUACAGCGGUGCUAGAUGCAAAGUUGACGCGAACGUUGACCACCUCGCCGCCGCCUACUAGGCCAAAGACAGCGGAAACAUCACCAACGAGCACCGAGAUCGUCAAGGGCGUACGAAAGAUGAACAAGCUCAAGAAGCUGUUGGGAGACGAAGUGGGUUCGCACAUCUCGAACAACAGCGUUGGCACGGGACCCAGCAUGACAUGUCCACCAAGAGUGUUGGCACUGGAUCUGCGAUCCGACUCAGGAGGUGUCAAGAAUACAAUGAAGCCGCUUCCGGAUCUUCCGCCUCGACGCGUGCUGCAGCGAAGCAAUACGAUGAACGUUUUCAGCCAGCCCUCGAGCAGCAUAUUUGCCCUGGGGUCGCUCAAGUCACGCGACAAACAUGGCUGGCUGACGGCCACGGACAGCAAAAGAGACAGACCAUCGACAGGGACAGAUGCAGCACGACGCGCACCUCGAAUGACAAGGACAAUGCCAAAUGAUCGACCGAGUACGUCGGCUUCGAUGCAGACGAGAGCGUAUGCGACUGACGCGGACUUCUUGGAGAGGUGA